GUAGAGUCGGCGCAGAAGGGGUUACAGAGCUCAGACUGGCACUGGCCCUUUAAGGUGCUGAGAGAGAGAAGGACUGGGGCCCCUCCCAGCGGCCAGAGCCGAGCGAGUGAUCGAGAGGAGACGGGGAAUGAUCUGCAGAGCUGCCGGGGUGGCCUGGCCGAGAGCUCCCCGCUAAUCCCGCCUGAGCCCGAGCUGCCGCCGCUACUGACCCGUCUGAGCGCGAGGAGGCGCAAUCACUGCAGCGGCCCCCGAUGUCUCACUGAGUCGCGGCGCAUCUGUCGCAGCGGGGACAAUAGAGACGCACCGAUUGCGCCCGGUCCCGCGGAGAAUGGCGGAUCCUCGCAGCCUGGAGAGCGUGUCCCUGCCCCUGGAGGUGAGAGCCAGACUGGCCGAGCUGGAGCUGGAAUUAUCCGAAGGUCAUCCAUGUAUCUCGGGUCCCUCUGCAAUGAGAUGGCAUGGGCGGACUUGGAAAACAGCUGCAUUAUGUGACAUCACGCAGAAAGGCUAUGAAAAGAAACGCGCCAAGUUAAUAGGAGCAUAUCUGCCUCAGCCCCCAGGGAUGGAGCAGGCUUUACCCCCAGAAAGAAGAACCCCUGUCACCCCUUCCUCUUCCUCCAGGUAUCACCGUCGGCGCUCCUCGGGUUCUCGAGAUGAACGAUACCGAUCAGAUGUGCAUACAGAAGCAGUGCAGGCAGCCCUGGCUAAGAAUAAAGAAAGGAAGAUGGCUGUACCAAUGCCAUCCAAACGGCGCUCCUUGGUGGUACAAACCUCAAUGGAUGCCUACACACCCCCAGAUACCUCUUCAGGUUCAGAAGAUGAAGGCUCUGUACAAGGGGACUCCCAAGGUACUCCCACGUCAAGUCAGGGUAGUAUAAACAUGGAGCACUGGAUCACCCAAGCGAUCCACGGAUCUACCACAUCGACCACUUCUUCCUCCUCAACGCAAAGCGGAGGCAGCGGUGCCGCUCACAGAUUAGCGGAUGUCAUGGCCCAGACACACAUAGAAUUUCCAUUGCGCCUGUGUGUGGGAAAUAGGAGGAAACGCGGAGACUGUCACAAAAACCAUUCGGCGCCUCCAGACGUUACCACGUACACCUCCGAGCACUCGAUACAAGUGGAGAGGCCACAGGGGUCCACGUCGCGGGCAGCUCCCAAAUACGGCAAUGCUGAGCUUAUGGAGACCGGAGACGGCGUCCCUGUUAGCAGCAGAGUCUCGGCAAAGAUACAGCAACUUGUCAAUACCUUAAAAAGGCCCAAAAGGCCACCGUUAAGAGAGUUCUUUGUGGACGACUUUGAGGAGUUAUUAGAAGUUCAACAACCAGACCCCAACCAGCCCAAGCCAGAAGGAGCCCAGAUGUUAGCCAUGCGAGGGGAGCAGCUGGGAGUCGUCACAAACUGGCCCCCUUCGUUAGAAGCCGCUCUGCAGCGAUGGGGAACCAUUUCGCCGAAAGCCCCCUGCCUUACUACCAUGGACACAAAUGGGAAACCACUCUACAUCUUGACGUAUGGAAAGUUAUGGACCAGGAGUAUGAAGGUGGCGUACAAUAUACUGCAUAAACUUGGCACAAAGCAAGAACCAAUGGUCCGACCUGGAGACAGGGUUGCCCUCGUAUUCCCAAAUAAUGAUCCAGCUGCAUUUAUGGUAGCAUUCUACGGCUGCUUAUUGGCUGAAGUCGUACCUGUCCCAAUUGAAGUGCCACUCACUAGGAAGGAUGCAGGAAGCCAACAGAUUGGCUUUUUGUUAGGAAGUUGUGGAGUAACUGUGGCCUUGACGAGUGAUGCCUGCCAUAAAGGUCUGCCAAAGAGUCCCACGGGGGAGAUUCCACAAUUUAAAGGUUGGCCAAAACUGCUCUGGUUUGUCACGGAAUCCAAACAUUUGUCCAAACCGCCGCGUGAUUGGUUUCCACAUAUCAAGGAUGCAAACAAUGACACUGCCUACAUCGAGUACAAAACCUGCAAAGAUGGAAGCGUGCUGGGAGUAACUGUGAAACGAAUUGCACUUCUCACCCACUGUCAGGCUCUAACACAAGCGUGUGGCUACACAGAAGCGGAAACCAUAGUGAAUGUCUUGGAUUUCAAGAAAGAUGUGGGGCUGUGGCACGGAAUUCUCACGAGUGUCAUGAACAUGAUGCAUGUUAUUAGUAUCCCGUAUUCCCUUAUGAAAGUGAAUCCAUUGUCGUGGAUACAGAAGGUCUGCCUGUACAAAGCUAAAGUUGCUUGUGUCAAAUCAAGGGACAUGCACUGGGCAUUGGUCGCUCACCGGGACCAGAGAGACAUCAACCUCUCCUCGUUGCGCAUGCUGAUUGUGGCCGACGGAGCAAACCCCUGGUCCAUUUCUUCUUGUGAUGCUUUUCUCAAUGUCUUCCAAAGUAAAGGUCUGCGGCAAGAAGUCAUUUGUCCCUAUGCCAGUUCACCGGAGGCUCUUACCGUAGCCAUAAGGAGGCCAACCGAUGACAGCAACCAGCCUCCAGGGAGGGGGGUUUUAUCAAUGCAAGGCCUCACCUAUGGCGUCAUUAGAGUGGACUCAGAAGAAAAGCUCUCUGUAUUGACAGUGCAAGACGUUGGGACUGUAAUGCCUGGUGCUAUUAUGUGUUCAGUGAGACCAGAUGGGAUUCCACAGCUGUGUCGGACGGAUGAAAUAGGAGAACUUUGCGUCUGUGCUCUUGCUACGGGUACAUCCUAUUACGGCCUUUCUGGCAUGACCAAGAACACAUUUGAGGUUUUCCCAAUGAUGAGCUCAGGAGCGCCAAUAAGUGAAUAUCCAUUUGUACGGACAGGCCUUCUGGGAUUUAUAGGACCAGCUGGCUUGGUCUUUGUUGUGGGGAAAAUGGACGGUCUGAUGGUCGUCAGUGGGCGACGGCAUAACGCUGACGACAUUGUAGCAACCGCGUUGGCAGUGGAACCGAUGAAAUUUGUUUACAGAGGAAGGAUAGCAGUGUUUUCUGUGAAUGUGCUCCAUGAUGAGCGAAUCGUUAUUGUUGCAGAGCAGAGGCCGGACUCCACCGAGGAAGACAGUUUCCAAUGGAUGAGCAGAGUUCUUCAGGCUAUUGACGGUAUACACCAAGUUGGGGUUUACUGUUUAGCAUUGGUACCAGCAAACACACUCCCCAAAACCCCUUUAGGUGGCAUUCACCUAUCAGAGACCAAGCAACUGUUCCUUGAGGGAUCACUUCAUCCGUGUAACGUGCUGAUGUGUCCGCACACGUGUGUAACAAACCUGCCUAAGCCAAGGCAAAAGCAGCCAGAAAUUGGCCCUGCCUCUGUGAUGGUGGGGAACCUGGUCUCUGGGAAAAGAAUUGCACAAGCGAGUGGACGGGAUCUGGGUCAAAUAGAAGAUAAUGAUCAGGCCAGAAAGGUGUUACGCCAGUUCCUGUUCCUGUCAGAGGUCCUGCAAUGGCGAGCGCAAACCACUCCUGACCAUGUGCUUUAUACACUACUAAAUUCAAGGGGAACAAUAGCCAACUCUCUAACAUGUAGCCAGCUGCAUAAGCGAGCAGAGAAGAUUGCAGUCAUGCUUAUGGAAAGGGGGCAUUUACAAGACGGAGACCACGUGGCUCUGGUUUAUCCUCCAGGAAUUGACCUGAUCGCAGCGUUUUACGGCUGCCUUUACGCCGGCUGUGUGCCAAUAACAGUUCGACCUCCUCAUCCGCAAAAUAUAGCAACCACGUUGCCCACGGUGAAGAUGAUCGUAGAGGUGAGUCGGUCUGCCUGUCUCAUGACUACUCAGCUUAUAUGUAAAUUGCUAAGGUCGAGAGAAGCUGCUGCUGCCGUAGACAUCAGAACGUGGCCUCCGAUUCUGGACACUGAUGAUUUGCCAAAGAAAAGACCAUCCCAAAUCUACAAACCGUCUGACCCAGAAAUAAUGGCUUACCUUGAUUUUAGUGUGUCUACAACUGGAAUGCUUGCUGGGGUGAAGAUGUCCCAUGCAGCCACUAGUGCCUUUUGUCGUUCUAUAAAACUUCAAUGUGAGCUGUAUCCAUCUAGAGAGGUUGCUAUAUGUUUGGAUCCUUACUGUGGCCUGGGUUUUGUCCUUUGGUGCCUGUGCAGCGUGUAUUCAGGACACCAGUCUAUUCUGAUUCCUCCCUCAGAGCUGGAGAUCAAUCCUGCCUUGUGGCUCCUGGCUGUCAGUCAGUACAAAGUGCGAGACACAUUCUGUUCCUACUCAGUCAUGGAGCUUUGCACCAAGGGACUUGGCUUACAGACGGAAUCCCUGAAGGCAAGGGGGCUGGAUCUGUCCAGGGUACGGACCUGCGUUGUGGUGGCUGAGGAGCGUCCUAGAAUAUCCCUCACCCAGUCUUUCUCCAAGUUAUUCAAAGACUUGGGUCUCCAUCCAAGGGCUGUAAGCACAUCGUUUGGCUGCCGAGUUAACUUAGCCAUAUGUUUGCAGCCACACAGGCUGGGGACACUGGCUGAGCAGGGAACGUCUGGACCUGAUCCCACAACUGUUUUUGUCGAUAUGAGGGCGCUGCGACAUGACAGGGUCCGAUUGGUAGAAAGAGGGUCACCACACAGUUUGCCUCUAAUGGAAUCAGGAAAAAUCCUCCCGGGCGUGCGCAUAAUUAUUGCAAAUCCUGAAACCAAGGGGCCACUUGGAGACUCUCAUCUUGGAGAGAUUUGGGUUCACAGUGUGCACAAUGCCAGUGGGUAUUUCACAAUUUACGGAGAGGAGUCCCUGCAGUCUGACCAUUUCAGCUCUCGGCUCAGUUUUGGAGACACCCAGACGGUCUGGGCACGAACGGGUUACCUGGGGUUCUUAAGGAGGACAGAGCUCACAGAUGCAAAUGGAGACCGGCACGAUGCGCUUUAUGUUGUCGGGGCACUAGAUGAAGCAAUGGAAUUGCGGGGAAUGAGAUAUCAUCCAAUCGAUAUUGAAACAUCAGUGAUUCGGGCCCACAAGUGUGUGACAGAAUGUGCUGUUUUCACCUGGACGAAUUUGUUGGUGGUGGUAGUUGAACUCGACGGGUCGGAGCAGGAAGCCUUGGACCUAGUACCGUUGGUUACUAAUGUGAUCUUGGAGGAACAUUAUUUGAUCGUAGGUGUAGUCGUAGUGGUGGACAUUGGUGUCAUUCCUAUCAACUCCCGUGGAGAGAAACAGCGUAUGCACCUACGAGAUGGGUUUUUAGCAGAUCAGCUAGAUCCUAUAUAUGUGGCCUACAACAUGUAGUCUUGUACUAUAAAGCUUCCAUGGACUUUACACUAGAUGUAUACAUUUUUUUUGUUUUGUUUCAUCAGUGUCCACUAAAAAACGGAGGUGCAAAUAUGGAGACGGCCUUGUUCAGAAUGGAACUGCUUUAUUAUUUUAAUCUACCAAUUUCUCAUAAUUGGCCAGAGAAAACAAAAAUGUGAAGUUUCUUUUUCUUGUUUGUACCACUACAUUUUAGCACCGAGAGACUUUAUUGGUACUGUAUCGUAUUGUAUUGCCUCAGUUAAACCUCCUAAGUGCCGCAGAGAUCUGCAGAAUUUUGCUUUUCCUUGCGCCACUCAAGUGGUUUAAAUAUGCCAAUCGCAAAUUGCAGAACCUUAUGUUUUUUUCUUAUUGUUUGUUUUUAUGUUGCUGUUUUUUUCAGUAGCAAUGGAUUUUAUGAAGGAUUUUUUUAUUAUUAAUGUAAAAACUUCAGACAGGUUCAUUUUUAACAAAAAGACCUUUUACAGUGGCAGAGUUUUUUUCUGUGGUUUGAGCCAAUAUGUUGGAAAAUGUCUUCUAGAUAAUUUUUAUUAAGCCAUUUCUGAUGUCCGAUUAUUUUAAAACAAAAGGUACGAACAGGAAUCAUAAAAAAUAUCUCUAAAAAAUGGACUUUAGAAAGCAGUGGUCAGUUAUAUACUUGUGUACAGAUGGAGCUGUUUGCUCCAUCUAUUGAUAGUUGCUUUGAUAUCCGUAGAAAGGAACUUUACCAUGUACACGGUGUAAAUUGGGACCCAUUUCUGAUUUUAUGAAUGGGCCACUUUACUGCCAAUUACCAAUAUCUGUGCCCUCUGCAAAGGAAAUGUAACCCUUUAAGUAUUCAUGUAAAGUUGAUCUUCUGAGCACUUUUGCAAUUUAGAUAUGUAUGUAUUUGAAAGAUUCUAAGAUAAUAGCAAACAUGUAUACUGCUUAUGUGAUGACCAUUUAAUAACUGAGCCUCCUGCAGGAGAAAAUGUCAGAAGAAGAACAGAGAACUGUUCAGAGGUUGCUCUUUGAAAGGCAUAAAAUGUCACCUAAACAGAGUGAUUAUCAGAGUAAUAUCAGACAAGUUCCUUCCUUGUUCUUCUGACAUUUUCUUCCAGUAGCAGAAGAGUUCCCUGUUCUUCGUUAUAUGGUUGAAAAAAAGCAGUAGAAGAAGAACAAAGAGCAGAAGAAGAACAAGGAACCCUUCUGAUGUUGGACUUUGAAAGGCAGAGCAGCAUCAGAAGAGUUCCUUGUUCUUCUUCUGAUAUUUCCUACCAACCUUAUCAUGGACGGUAAACUCUUCUGAUGUGGCUGCUUAGAUUACUGUUCCCUUGUCUUUCAAAGAGCAAUAUCAGAACAAUUGCCUGUUCCUCAUGAUACAGUUGGUAGAAAACGUCAGAAGAAAAACAUGGAACUCUUCCGUUGUUGCUCUUUAAAAGAUACAAGAAAAGUCAUCUAAGCAGAGCAGCAUCAGAAGAGUUCACUGUUCUUCUUCUGACAUUUCCUACCAACCUUAUCAUGGACAGUAAAGUCUACUGAUGUGGCUGCUUAGAUUACUGUUCCCAUGUCUUUCAAAGAGCAAUAUCAGAACAAUUCCCUGUCCCUUGUGAUAUGGUUGGUAGAAAACGUCAGUAGAAAAACAGGGAACGCUUCUGGUGUUGCUCUUUAAAAGAUACGAGAAAAGUCAUCUAAGCAGAGCAGCAUCAGAAGAGUUCAUUGUUCUUCUUCUGACAUUUCCUACCAACCUUAUCAUGGAUGGUAAAGUCUACUGAUGUGGCUGCUUAGAUUACUGUUCCGAUGUCUUUCAAAGAACAAUAUCAGAACAAUUCCCUGUUCCUCGUGAUACAAUUGGUAGAAAACGUCAGUAGAAAAACAGGGAACACUUCUGGUGUUGCUCUUUAAAAGAUACGAGAAAAGUCAUCUAAGCAGAGCAGCAUCAGAAGACUUCCCUGUUCUUCUUCUGAUAUUUUCUCCCAACUGCAUGACAGUCGGAAGAACCAACCAGCAGGUGGUGAAGUUGAUUAGUAUACAUUUUUGCUAAUAUUUCUGAAUCUGCAAAAAUAAAAUAAUUCAAGUAAAUGGCAAAAGAAGAGCAUUCUUAGCAAUUUUGCAUAGUUUUGAAGGUUAACACUUCUUUUAACAGACUUCAAUUAAAGUCUUAUAACCACUUAGAGUUUCAAAGCUGCAAAUGUGAAGAAUAUGAACGCUCCGUUGUACAAUCCCAAGCUGCUCUGCAGAACAAUCUACAAAUAAGCACACUAGAAUUUGCCUUUCAUCUCAGAGAAAGAAAGAGUAAUAUAAAUGAAAAAAAAAACACGUUAUUAAACAAAAAAUUUAAGGAAAAAUAGUAUAAAUAUGGCGGACUGUGGCGAAUAUCUUUGUACUAAACUUUAAAAAAAAAAGAAAAGGCUAAAACAAGUUGAACUUUUCUUCAUAUGUAAUUAUGUAUAAAAUGUUUAAUUUAUUUUGUUCUCUUUAGAAGUAUAAAACAAGACGCGGCAUUCAAGAAGAUAACUCUUGUAAUGUUUGUUAAUAUAAAAAGAAAAAGCAAAGUGUUGUAUUAUCUUGAGUGGAUAGUAUCACAUCAAAUAUAUAUUAAAAAAAUAUAUAUAAAUUCACAAA
Xenopus laevis (African clawed frog) is the source of this 7768-nucleotide messenger RNA. It is a transcript of the gene dip2c.S, whose product is annotated as disco-interacting protein 2 homolog C-like. Bases 329 to 5164 code for a protein of 1611 amino acids. The record is from RefSeq and is a predicted model, not a curated record. Lineage: Eukaryota; Metazoa; Chordata; Amphibia; Anura; Pipidae. The transcript is spliced from 42 exons.